Malania oleifera is the source of this 1908-nucleotide messenger RNA. Its product is annotated as COP9 signalosome complex subunit 1. Lineage: Eukaryota; Viridiplantae; Streptophyta; Magnoliopsida; Santalales; Ximeniaceae. The coding region runs from base 178 to 1536 and encodes 452 amino acids. The record is from RefSeq and is a predicted model, not a curated record. Gene Ontology annotation, cellular component: COP9 signalosome. The transcript has 6 exons.
GCUCCUCCAUCUAGCGAAACUCAAGGCACCGCCCGUGCGACCAGCUCUGCCUCUGCAUCCCAUUCCAGUCGUCUCCUGUAGAGCCAUCUGUCGGAAGGAGAGAGAGCGGCCGAGGACUGAAAAAACCCUAACCCCAAAUUCGAAGAGUUCGUAAGGGUUUCACGCUAUUCAUCCGACAUGGAUGGAGAUGACGAAGUAGUAGGCCCAAUGAUGGACGAAAUCUACGCGAACGGCGUGGAAGACCCUAGGGCCACAACCUCCGCCACCGCUUCCGCCACCGCUGGCCGUCGCCCCAUCAUCAGCGGUGAGCAGCUCGACAUUGAGGCAUACGCCAGCCUCUACAGCGGCCGAACCAAGAUCACGAGGCUGCUUUUCAUCGCAGACCGCUGCGAUAAUCCCGGCAUGCAGAUGGAGGCGCUGAGGAUGGCCUAUGACGAGAUAAAGAAGGGCGAGAACACGCAGCAGUUCAGAGAGGUUGUGCAGAAGAUCGACGGGAGGUUAGGACCGGCGUACGGAAUGGACUCAGCGUGGGCUGAGACCGUGGACCGCAGGGCUGAGCAGAGGAAGGAGAAGCUCGAGAAUGAGCUUAAUGCAUAUAGGACAAAUUUGAUCAAGGAAAGCAUUAGAAUGGGAUACAAUGAUUUUGGUGAUUUUUAUUAUUCUCAUGGUGCCCUUGGAGAUUCUUUUAAGAAUUAUGUUCGUACUCGUGACUAUUGCACCACAUCAAAGCAUAUAAUUCAUAUGUGUUUGAAUGCAAUUUUGGUCAGCAUUGAGAUGGGUCAGUUUACUCAUGUUACAAGCUAUGUCAGUAAAGCUGAACAAACACCAGAGGCCUUGGAUUCUGUUACUUCUGCAAAACUGCGUUGUGCUGCUGGGUUGGCGCAUUUGGAGGCUAAAAAGUACAAACUUGCUGCUCGGAAGUUCUUGGAGACGGGUCCUGAAUUGGGGAUUAACUACACUGAAGUAAUUGCAUCUCAAGAUGUUGCCACAUAUGGUGGACUUUGUGCACUUGCAAGCUUUGAUCGGACAGAGCUGAAGAACAAAGUUAUAGACAAUGUCAACUUCCGGAAUUUCUUAGAGUUAGUACCUGAAGUGAGGGAGCUCAUUCACGACUUUUAUUCAAGCCAUUACGCCUCAUGCCUUGAAUACCUUGGAAAUCUCAAAGCAAACUUAUUACUUGACAUCCAUUUGCACGAUCAUGUUGAGACAUUGUACAACCAAAUCCGUCACAAAGCUCUUAUUCAAUAUACUCAUCCAUUUGUGUCUGUUGAUCUGCGCAUGAUGGCUAAUGCUUUCAAAACAACUGUUUCUGGGCUGGAGAAAGAACUCGAAGCUUUGAUUACUGAUGACCAAAUACAGGCUCGGAUUGACUCGCACAACAAAAUUCUGUAUGCACGACAUGCAGAUCAAAGGAAUGCAACUUUUCAACGGGUUCUGCAGACGGGCAGUGAAUUUGAUCGGGAUGUCCGGGCAAUGCUGCUGAGAGCGAAUCUUAUUAAGCAUGAUUACAAUCUCAGAGCAUCAAGGAAACUUUAAAUUGAUAUUCCAUCUGGAACAGUCAAGUAUGGUUAAAGGUUUCUUAAUUAGAUGGGGCUCCAAGGUAGAGAAAUGCAUGAAGAAUACUUCCAACAGAAAUGGUGGUGCUUUGCUGGUGGUGUGCAUUUUGAGGGUCUCUGGAUGCAUAGUUAUGCAACUAUGAGCACCAUGUCAUGUUUUCUCCUCUGUAUAUGCUUGGGUUGAUCAAAUAACAGUGAUUCAUUUUUAUUUUGUAUGAAAAAAUUUUCCGGUUUUGUAUUUCCUGCUAUGCAAAUUGAGUUUCAAAUUAUAUGAAUAGUCAUUACUAUGUUGAGAAACUUUUGGGACCUGUUUGGCAUCAUUUCUGUACAAUGAUGAAAUAGCUUACGAAAA